Messenger RNA from Melopsittacus undulatus (budgerigar), 477 nucleotides. Its product is annotated as fatty acid-binding protein, liver. The record is from RefSeq and is a predicted model, not a curated record. The coding region runs from base 45 to 425 and encodes 126 amino acids. Gene Ontology annotation, cellular component: cytosol; nucleus. Gene Ontology annotation, biological process: fatty acid transport. Gene Ontology annotation, molecular function: fatty acid binding. NCBI's taxonomy places the organism in Eukaryota, Metazoa, Chordata, Aves, Psittaciformes, Psittaculidae. The transcript has 4 exons.
ACUUUCCUGCCAGCACCACCACCCCAAGCUGUCAUACAUCCAUAAUGGCAUUCAAUGGAACCUGGCAGGUCUAUGCUCAAGAAAACUAUGAAGAGUUUCUGAAAGCUCUUGCACUGCCAGAUGACCUUAUCAAACUCGCCAGAGACAUUAAACCUGUUGUUGAAAUACAACAAAAAGGAGAGGAUUUUGUUGUGACAUCAAAGACACCCAAGCAAUCUGUAACUAAUUCAUUUACACUUGGAAAAGAGGCUGACAUUACUACCAUGGAUGGCAGAAAGCUAAAGUGCACUGUGAACAUGGUAAAUGGGAAGCUCGUGUGCAAAUCAGACAAAUUCCAUCAUGAGCAAGAAGUUAAAGGCAAUGAAAUGGUGGAGACAAUGACUUAUGGUGGAGUGACGCUUGUCAGAAGAAGCAAGAGGGUUUAAAGCCAGAUCACCUUCUUUGUGCCAUCUUUACAUACCUAAAGUGCUGUUUCCA